AUUAGGGUUUUCAUUUCCCUACACAGCUACACUACCGCAAGCGAGAAAGGGAGCCGCCGUGUACUCCAUCGACCACCAGCAAAAAUGGCGAGAGGAUUGAAGAAGCACUUGAAGAGGCUCAAUGCCCCCAGCCAUUGGAUGUUGGAUAAGCUUGGUGGUGCUUUUGCCCCCAAGCCGUCAUCUGGGCCCCACAAGGCGAGAGAGUGCCUGCCUUUGAUUCUCAUUCUACGAAACAGGCUGAAAUAUGCCCUUACUUACCGUGAAGUCAUUGCUAUCCUAAUGCAACGUCAUAUCCUUGUCGACGGGAAGGUCAGGACUGAUAAGACAUAUCCUUCUGGCUUUAUGGAUGUGGUGUCUAUCCCAAAAACCAAUGAAUAUUUCCGUCUCCUGUACGACACCAAGGGCCGAUUUCGUCUCCACAUAAUCAGGGAUGAGGAAGCCAAGUUCAAGCUUUGCAAGGUCCGUUCGGUCAAGUUCGGCCAAAAAGGCAUUCCCUACCUCAACACCUAUGAUGGGAGAACCAUUCGCUACCCGGACCCACUCAUUAAGGCCAACGACACCAUCAAACUCGACCUUGAAAGCAACAAAAUUGUCGAUUUCAUCAAAUUUGACGUUGGCAAUGUUGUUAUGGUGACUGGUGGUCGAAACAGGGGACGAGUUGGGGUUAUCAAGAACCGUGAGAAGCAUAAGGGAAGCUUUGAGACUGUUCAUAUUCAAGAUGCAACUGGGCACGAGUUUGCCACUCGUCUGGGCAAUGUGUUCACUAUUGGAAAGGGUACAAAGCCAUGGGUAUCUCUUCCCAAGGGCAAAGGUAUUAAGCUGUCCAUCAUUGAGGAAGCUAGGAAGAGGCUUGCAGCCCGGGCUGCAACUGCGUGAAGUGUGUGUUGUUUGCUCUUAUCUAUGGGUUUGAGGUAGUUUUAAAUUGUUAUAAUCUGGUGGUUUUUUAUGCGUUUUUGAUAUGUUGAUGAGAUUUUCGCCUGAAUGAACUAGUUAUUAUGUCCUCUANAAUGUGAUGUUCCCAUGUGGAGUUUUUGAGUAUUUGUCUCUGCUUAUUUUGCUAUAUAUUAAGUUUUGGGAAUUUGGUGCAUGUGUGGAGUUUAUUUGUGAAUGAUAUGUCGAUGUUUCGAAUAUA
Molecule: messenger RNA, 1132 nt
Organism: Striga asiatica
Lineage: Eukaryota; Viridiplantae; Streptophyta; Magnoliopsida; Lamiales; Orobanchaceae
Source: the annotation of a GenBank genome assembly